Molecule: messenger RNA, 1515 nt
Organism: Saccharomycodes ludwigii
Lineage: Eukaryota; Fungi; Ascomycota; Saccharomycetes; Saccharomycodales; Saccharomycodaceae
Exons: 1
Coding region: 1-1515 (504 amino acids)
Molecular function (GO): aldehyde dehydrogenase (NAD+) activity
Source: RefSeq, a predicted model, not a curated record
AUGGCAUCUUUUAAAACUAUCGAAUUACCAUCGGGCAAAACUUAUGAACAACCUUUGGGUUUAUUUAUCAACAAUGAAUAUGUUGAUUCUUCUUCUUCAGAAACCUUAACUGCCUAUAAUCCAGCUACUGGUGAAGAAAUUUGUAAAAUUCAACAAGCUUGUCCUAAGAAAGAUGUUGAUAUUGCCGUGGCAGCAGCUAGAAAAGCUUUUCCAAUUUGGCACAACAUUCCAGCUGUUGAAAAGAGAGAUUUGUUUUUUAAAUUAGCAGACUUGGUUCAAGAAAAUAAACAGAUUCUCGCUGAAAUUGAAUCAUUGAAUAGUGGGAAACCAAUUGAACAAAAUGCCAAGUACGAUAUCGAUGAGCUAAUCGGGGUUCUAAAAUAUUAUGGUGGUUGGAUUGAUAAAUUGAAUGGUAAAUCAUUUAUCCCUAGCGAUAAAAAAAUAUGUUACACUUAUCACCAACCAUUGGGCGUAGUUGGCUGUAUUAUACCAUUUAACUACCCAUUAGCUAUGAUGUCCUGGAAGUGGACUUCAAUUGCCUGUGGUAAUACGGCUGUUUUCAAAUCAGCGGAUCAAACUCCGUUAUCCACUUUAUAUUUUGCUCAAUUGGUUAAGGAGGCAGGGUUCCCACCUGGUGUCUUUAACGUAGUUUCAGGGUUUGGUUCAACUGUUGGUGAUGCCUUGGUGAAACAUCUAGGCGUUGAUAAAAUAGCAUUUACUGGUUCCACAGUUGUUGGACAAAUGAUUCAAAGGAAUGCAGCUGUUAACUUAAAACCAGUCACCUUGGAAUGUGGUGGUAAGUCGCCUAUUGUCAUAUUUGAUGAUUGUGAUUUUGAUCAAGCAGUUAAAUGGACUGCUUGUGGUAUUUUUAACAACAUGGGUCAAAUCUGUUCUGGUACCAGUAGAUGUUAUGUUCAGGAUACUAUUUAUGAAAAGUUUUUAGUUGAGUUAGCUAAACAUGUUAAGGAAAACUAUCCAAUAGGUGAUCCAAACGAUGCCAAUGUUGUAGUUGGUCCACAGAUUUCACUAAAACAAAAAGAAAGAGUUGGAAAAUAUAUAAAAUCAGCUAUUGAUGAAGGUUGUCGUAUUAUUUUAGGUGGAGAGGGCCUGCCUGAAGAAAUUGUUAGUAGUAAGAAAUUAUCCAAGGGCUAUUACGUUAAGCCAACUAUUAUUGCUGAUAUUACACCUGAAACCACAGUUUCAAAAGAGGAAAUAUUUGGCCCAGUUAUUUCUGUUGGUAAAUUUUCCGAUUAUGAUCAAUGCUUAGAACUAUGCAAUGGUCUUGACUACGGUUUGGGUUCGGCUAUUUUUACACAGGAUAUUACAAGGGCUAUAAAUUUUUCCAAAAAUGUUGAAGCUGGUAUGUGCUGGAUUAAUAGCUCCAAUGAUGUUGAUUUUAAUGUUCCAUUUGGUGGUGUUAAGAUGAGUGGACAUGGUAGAGAACUAGGUGAAUAUGGAUUAUCUAAUUUCACUAAUGUCAAAGCUGUUUACAUCAACUUAGGACAGAAAUUAUAG